AAUUAUGCUCCCCCUGGAAAAAAUCCUGCGGGCCUAUGCAUAUAUUAUAUCCCGUUAGUUGUAAAUUAUGAAGAAAUUAUAUAUGCGCGGUUCGAGGACCUCUUUUUGAUUUUAAAUGGAUAUAACAGGGUUUGCAUUUUUCCUUCUCUCGGUCGCUCAAACUCGAAUUUCAAAUAAUCGUAUCUAGAGUGCAAAGUCUAUAUACUUUUCCCAGACACUUGUGAAACUGGAAACUUUUAGACUACACUUUGUCAAACAGAAUUUCUUACACUGAUAUACCGAUAUUUUGAGAAAGAAACUUUUACUUUUACCAAUAAUGGGUCACACACACAAACAUCGUUCAAUAUAUAGUCAAUAAAUCGUUGUGAUAGAUUCCUACGACAAAAACAUGUAAAAAUCGCGAUUUCAACGAAUCGCACAUCUAUUUGUAACAUCUAUGGAAUGUUUGUAAAAAUCGAAAUCAUAGUCGCGUUCGAGUUUAGUGGAUUUAUAUCUCACGCGCGUUUUCCCGCGCAUAUAUCCAUACAAGGGAUGAAUACGUGAAUACGUAUUCGUACAUCUAUUCGUGUCGCGACUUAUACAUAUAUAUAUAUAUAUAGCGUACUCCCGUGUAUGAGAAUCGUCAUCUAGCAGACGAACCUGUGCCAAAAGUACCAAUUGUCAAGAGAAUUUAUUUUCAGUAUAUUUUUAAGUAAUGUAAAUAAAACAAGGAGAGAUACGCGCGUAAUCUCUCAGAGAGACAAGUACAAUAAAAUGUAUUUAUUUCCUCUUUCCAUCCUUGUAUAUGUAUGCGAGCGACAAUUAUUAGCCUUUUCCUCGUGUGAUUAAAGCUAGAAAAUUAAUUUAAUGCCGUUAAUUAUUAGAAAAAGUUCUGUAAAAUAUAACACAAUCGUGACAAUAUUCUAUUACAGAUUUCAACAAAUGAACGACCAUCCCACCCUCUUUUUUUAAUUGACUUCGCCCUUAGUUUUUUGCUGAAUAAUAUCCUCACAUAUAUACACAUGCGAUAUGAUCUAAUACGGUUUCACAGAACAAUAACAAGUGUUAAAUUUGCGUGCAAACGAAAUGCUCGUUAAUGCGAAAAGAGGAAUGCGUGUCUAUAUAUGCAUACGUUAAAUGGCAUAACUACUAUAUUCAUUGUUACCGCGAAUGGUUAUUCAAACCUUCAGUACGCCGGGAGAUCGUCGCGAGUGUCGGAUCGGGUCAAUGUUGAAUCGAGUAUCAGUCAACUCUCGGCUUCAUCGAUGGAUCAAAAACCAAGAAGUCCCGGUAUUCUGAGACUAGAGAAAAUGUCACGCACUUCCGAGCUUGGAACAACAUCUUCGGCGACUAUGGAGGUGGGUCCGUCAUUCCCGUCGCAAUCGCAAUCGUCGGCCAGUCGACAGUCGGUUACGUUUGGCACCGUCGAGUGCCAGGGUGACGAAAAUUACGCGGGUGACGCAACGUCGAAGACUGUCGCGGACGCGAGAUCCCGCGACGACAUGCAGCACAUCGUCGCCGCGAUAUCCACGCGGGCGAAUCCUGCAGGCGAGACUCCGCAGAAUCCGUCGACGGAGAAGUCGACCGUAAACGGCGAGGGAAAUGACAGCGAGAACGAUUACUCAGCCUCGGUCUGCGCGAUCAUGCAACGACGGAAUUCGAUACGACGGCAGAGCCGGAGGAAGAGACGUCCGUCCUCUCCCUUUGGCGUCGACGUCGACAACAUCGUGCGUCGUCGAUCCUCGGCUUACACCACGAGCUCGGGAGAGACGGUAAUCUCGAUGGAGGAGGGCGGUAACCAGGAGCAGAUCUUCGAAAAUCUGAAGCUGCAUAAAGAAGUAUUGAGUGGCGUGAAGCAGCAACCCUGGCCCCUCCGGCGCAAGAUCAAACUCGUACGACAGGCUAAGGCUUAUGUUAGGCGGCACGAGGGUGCCCUGCAGGAGAGACUCGCCCAAAGUCGCAACACGAAAGACGUCAUAGCGCGCGUCUCGCUCUACGUGACUAAGAAAUGGCAGCAUUUCCGACGAGAGCUCAUCAAUCUGCAAACGUGGUUCGUGCCUUGGGAGCUCCGUAUUAUGGAGAUAGAGUCUCAUUUUGGUUCUGCUGUUGCGUCUUAUUUCACUUUCCUCCGCUGGCUCUUCUGGAUCAACCUGGUCAUCGCCGGAACUCUUACAGCAUUCGUCGCGAUACCUGAAGUGUUAACCGCAAACGCGACGCUCGCCGGCGAAAGAAAGAUCAUGCUGAAGGAGGAGAGUGUCAAGUCGAAGCACCUGUUGACCUUGUGGGAAUUCGAGGGUGUAUUAAAGUACUCUCCCUUCUUCUACGGAUGGUAUACCAAUCAGGACACUAACACAAAGUAUCGACUACCCAUGGCGUACUUCGUCACCAAUCUGGUCGUCUACACGUACAGCUUCGUCGCGAUCCUCCGCAAAAUGGCGAAAAAUUCACGUUUGAGCAAACUGACCGAGAAGGAGGACGAGUACGUCUUUUCAUGGAAGCUCUUCACGGGAUGGGACUUUAUGAUCGGUAAUCCGGAGACCGCUCACAAUCGUACGGCUAGCAUCGUGUUAGGCUUCAAGGAGGUCCUGCUGGAGGAAGCUGAGAAGCAGAAGGAUAAGAGAAACUGGAAAAUCAUAUCCAGGAGAAUAUUCGUGAACGUCGCGGUGCUCUCUUUACUCGCGUUAUCGGCCUACGCCGUUAUCGAGGUGGUCGAACGAAGCACGACAAAGAUCGAUUCGCACAGCUGGUUGCGGCAGAACGAGAUCACGAUCGUCAUGUCCCUGAUCACGACCCUAUUUCCGAUGUUUUUCGAGAUCCUCGGCUUCCUCGAGAGCUACCACCCCAGGAAGCAGCUUCGAAUGCAACUGGCGCGGAUAAUGGUCUUGAACUUGCUAAAUCUCUACUCGCUGAUAUUCGCGCUGUUUCGUAAAAUGAACUCCAUGAAACCUGAUGAUAUUUAUGAUCUCAAGUCGACGGAGACGACGUGCAAAUAUAAUUUGGUGGAGUGUGGUGACGAAUUAACGCACACGCAACAAAUCACGACAUUGGCGACUGCGAGUCUCGUUUUUCUAAGCAAUAUCACCCAUUUCCACGCCAAGAGGGAGAUCAUCGAAUCAACGACGCUACCAUCCGUCAGACAGGAAACGUUGUUCCUCAAUCCUUUUCUGGACCGCAACGAGUUAUACGAGGAUUACCUUUCCAACGAUACCUUCGAUUUGUCGACUAUUGAUUACCUGUAUGAAGAUUCGCAGACGAAUAGCAACGAGUCUUAUUACGAGAGACAAGAUAAUCGAAGCGUGGAUGAUAGUAGAACGUAUGAUUACAAAAAUUUCACUCCGAUUGCCAAUUUUCUCACCGAUUCGACGAUCGCUGAAGAUUUCUAUACAACUUCUACUUUGUCCCAGGCUAAAACUCCGACAUCGACAGAAACCAGCACGGCGGAAGAUUCAUCAGAGAUCACUGACGAUUUUACCGAAAAAACAAUUUCUUCGUCGUCUCCAGACGAGAUGUCAUCUACUGAAAAAAUCAGCGUAUCUGCGACGGUAGAAGUCACACCUAAAACAAAUACUAUUAGUUUGGAAAAUAGUCUUCCUACUUUGCGGUCGAAUGAUCCGUCCUCGAGAGAAAAUUAUCCAGUGAAAUGCUUCGUAAAAACCUGCAAUGUUACGUCGCAGAAGAAUUUGAUCCCAUCCUUGGAGCAGUUAGAUCCAAAGAUUCGCAGAAAAGUACGUCGAUUGUGCUGGGAAACCAUGUUCGGCCAGGAACUAGCCAAACUCACCGUCAUGGACUUGGUACUCACCACAUUAACCACUCUCUGUAUGGAUUUCCUCCGCGCCGUUUUCGUACGUUACAUGAACAACUGCUGGUGCUGGGACCUGGAGAAGCAAUUUCCGCAAUACGGCGACUUCAAAAUCGCCGAGAACAUACUUCACCUGGUGUACAACCAGGGCAUGGUUUGGAUGGGCAUGUUCUUCAGUCCAGGUCUGACGGUUCUGAACCUUCUCAAACUUGGCAUCCUGAUGUACCUACGUUCCUGGAUAGUUCUCACAUGUAAUGUACCACAUGAGGUAGUCUUCCGAGCCUCCAGAUCCAACAAUUUCUACUUUACUCUUCUACUGACCAUGCUGUUCUUGUGCGUGUUGCCUGUCGGUUACGCGAUAGUCUGGGUCGAACCUUCAUGGCAUUGCGGUCCGUUCUCCGGUUACCCAAGGAUCUAUAGUUUAGUCACGCACACCUUGAUAAAUUCGCUUCCGGAGAUGAUUCAACGGUGUCUCGAAUACGUCACAUCUCCUGGUACAAUAAUACCACUAAUCGUCCUGAUGAUGCUAAUUAUUUAUUACAUGGUGUCUCUCGCUGGAUCUUUGCGAGAAGCGAAUAACGACUUAAAGAUGCAACUAAGACACGAGCGUACAGAGGAACGUCGUAAACUGUUCAAAAUAGCCGAAAAGAGGCAAAACGUGGCCGAAGCUCCGUUAUCGACGAGGUGGAAGAAGCUUCUGCCGGCUUUGCCGCAGGCCAGAGUAACGGAAUUGUCUCGAAAUUCGGAGAUAACGCAAAGAGACGACGUGCAGAUCGCUAUCGGGAACUCGAGCGACACGACGGAAGGCAAAGGGUUGACGAACAAGGAUAUCGACAAUGAUUCGUCGCGUCGCGAGCAAAUAUUAUCCAAUAACGAGAAACAAAUUCAAGAGGAGAAUGAUUCGGGACUGAAUGGUACAUCUUCUAAUAAGAGGUCCUUUGUCGGAUAUUCGUGGGACUCGCAAUCGAGUGAACAGAGUGUUAUACCGGAAAUUCAAUUAAACAACGAAUUGAGCAACGUAACCGAAGAUUGCGAUCAAGAAACAACUUAGUACUUAAAUUGAAUACUAAUAAAAAUGUAAAUGAUA
Molecule: messenger RNA, 4865 nt
Organism: Nylanderia fulva
Lineage: Eukaryota; Metazoa; Arthropoda; Insecta; Hymenoptera; Formicidae
Product: transmembrane channel-like protein
Cellular component (GO): plasma membrane
Molecular function (GO): mechanosensitive monoatomic ion channel activity
Source: RefSeq, a predicted model, not a curated record